Cyphellophora attinorum is the source of this 744-nucleotide messenger RNA. RefSeq lists its product as uncharacterized. The transcript has a single exon. Lineage: Eukaryota; Fungi; Ascomycota; Eurotiomycetes; Chaetothyriales; Cyphellophoraceae. The coding region runs from base 1 to 744 and encodes 247 amino acids. The record is from RefSeq and is a predicted model, not a curated record.
AUGCACUGCAACCCAUCAUACAGUUGUGACGACGAGAAAUGGUCAAUAACAGAUGAAAUUGAGCCCGAUGGGUGCAAACGGUCUUUGCCCUUCAUCGACUUGUACCCUCACAUGUACUCAAAACUCAGUCGGCCGCCUUUACAAUCAUCGCAGACGCUGAAAUGGGUCGAUGGGCCUGGAGAAAAGGACUGCGGCCACCCAUGGUCGCCGCAGACAUUAUCUGCGAGGCAUCAGGCGACGGAUUGGUAUUAUGGCGGACACGUAUCAACAUCGUCGCUUAUUGACGUCCAUCAUCAUGAGCCCGGCAACAACGUUUUCUCUCCAUCGCCCGACGAAGCACCCUUCAAAACCCGCCUCAAAACGCUCUUUACUGCACAUGGCUCGCCGAAACACUCGCACACACCACCAAAACACACCUUCCGCACACGCGACCCAACAACGAACGAAUGGCACUCUUACCCAUCGAUUCUCACCACCACAUCCGCAUCAUCAGAUGCAGACCUUUUCGAUCCGGUAGCCGUCAAGCAUUCGCUGGCGGCGCGUAAGAGAGGUAGAAGGAGAUGUCAUGCUCCGAUUCCUCUUGGGGUGGUGCUGUUAGUCGUGCUUUGCUCCCCGGGCAUUCUGGCAUACGGGUGGGCCGAGGGACGGUGGGGCCGGUGGAAAAGGGAGAGUGGGAGCCACAAGCGCAAGGGCGUGACGGAAGAGGAAGACGAAGCAAAGACUGGGGAGAAGGCAGAAUAUUAA